GAUAUUGGAAAAAUAACAACUCGUUUAUCCGGCGUGUUCGGCCGUACGUAGCGCCACAAGCUCUUCUGCUCGUAGCCAUGCCGCUUACUUCGCUCCCACUGGCUACUCCCUCUGCCUAUUUUCCUUCCCCGAGAAGCCUCUGCCUGCCCCACCAGCAGCUUCCUUCUCCACUUUCUUCGAGGAGGUUCAAGGAGACGGGCGUCGCCGCUCCGCUCGAGUUCUCCAGCGCCGCUUCGUUGAGAUGGAGGACGGGCGUCUCCUUCUUCCCCUCGUUCAUCAAGAAGAAGGCUAGGUCACGAGAAGAGAUAAAGGAGGAGCUUCUUGCGGAAAUCGCUCCCAUCGAUCGAGGCGCUGACGCCACUGACGAAGACAAAGAGAGGAUCGAUCUGAUUGCACGUGAGCUUGAAGCAGUAAACGCUAUUAAGGAGCCUCUCAAAUCAGAUUUAUUAAAUGGAAAAUGGGAGCUUAUAUAUACAACUUCUAGAUCAAUAUUGAAAGUCCAGAGACCAAAGCUUCUACGACCCAAUGGAAAGAUCUAUCAAGCAAUAAAUGUCGACACUUUACGAGCCCAAAAUAUGGAGACCUGGCCCUAUUUUAACCAGGUAACAGCUAACUUGAUUCCCUUAAAUGCUAGAAGGGUGAAAGCUCAAUGGGAUACUUUCAAAAUACUAGGAUUGAUUCCAAUAAAAGCCCCCGGAACAAACCGUGGUGAAUUGGACAUUACUUACUUGGAUGAGGAGAUCAGGAUUUCCAGAGGCUACAAGGGGAACUUAUUCAUAUUGAAGAUGGUCGACCGGUCAUAUAGAGUUCCACUUUAAUGUCGAAAAGCUUUCCAGUAUUUCUCCCACAAGAAACUCACUGGCAGACUAUCCUUUCAAACUUAUUGUCAUUGUAACCUCCUUGUAUAUUGUAUAUGAGGAGACAAUAAAAAUUCAAUAGCUUCGAAGCCA
Zingiber officinale is the source of this 950-nucleotide messenger RNA. RefSeq names its product probable plastid-lipid-associated protein 4, chloroplastic. The transcript has 6 exons. Bases 78 to 818 code for a protein of 246 amino acids. Lineage: Eukaryota; Viridiplantae; Streptophyta; Magnoliopsida; Zingiberales; Zingiberaceae. The record is from RefSeq and is a predicted model, not a curated record.